Messenger RNA from Aethina tumida (small hive beetle), 687 nucleotides. RefSeq lists its product as uncharacterized. The transcript has 2 exons. Bases 84 to 569 code for a protein of 161 amino acids. The record is from RefSeq and is a predicted model, not a curated record. NCBI's taxonomy places the organism in Eukaryota, Metazoa, Arthropoda, Insecta, Coleoptera, Nitidulidae.
UCAUAAAUCACUACAGUCAGUUUUUUCGUUAUUCAAUAUUGUCAAAUCAUAUAAAUUGUCAAGUGAGACGAGCCCGCACCGAAAUGGCGUCGAGGUCGUUGUACAGCAGCAAAAUUUUCCGUAUAUGCCGCCUGCUCUACUCCACCAAGCCCGAGCAGAAGGUGGUGGGCCAGAACAGGCCCAACAUCCGCUACACCGUGUGCCAAAAGAAGACGCCCACAUUCCACAAGAUCGAAACCAAAAGCUCCCAGGCCCCCCUCAAGAUAUGCCAAGAACUGCAGGAGUUGCAACCGUCGUUGCAGCCCCACGUCUACAGAUGUCCCACCGAGAUGCCCCAGAACCAGGCGAACGAGGCCCAGACCAAACAGAAAAUAGUCCACGAGGCGGAGAAGAGAAACUUCCUGGCCUCCACCACCUACAAGAACGUCACGUUGCCGCUCAAGACUUCCAAGUUGGCGAAGCCCUUCCCGGAUCCUGUCAAGGUUAUGCCCUCCCACACCGUCUCUGAUCAGGACAAGGCGGAGCAGAUGCUGGCCGACUCCAGGAUGCAAGCUUUGUAUCGUAAAUAGUGUGAAUUUGCUAAUCAAUUUUAGACCUCACUUAUGUAAAAUUCGAUGUGAACAAAACAAAAUAAUGUAGAUCAACGUACCAGAUGUAACUCAAAUAAAAUUUGAAAUAUAACAACAA